Rosa rugosa (rugosa rose) is the source of this 4922-nucleotide messenger RNA. RefSeq names its product disease resistance protein RPV1-like. Gene Ontology annotation, molecular function: ATP hydrolysis activity; ADP binding. Gene Ontology annotation, biological process: defense response; signal transduction. The coding region runs from base 372 to 3896 and encodes 1174 amino acids. NCBI's taxonomy places the organism in Eukaryota, Viridiplantae, Streptophyta, Magnoliopsida, Rosales, Rosaceae. The transcript is spliced from 12 exons. The record is from RefSeq and is a predicted model, not a curated record.
UCUUUUCUUGGCACGUAGUUUCGCUUCAUCUUACACGAAAAACUCUGAGAGCCUUGUCCUCUUCUGCCCCUUCUUCAUUUCACCAGCAAUCAAACAACAAUUGUUCCUGCUUUUUCCACCCGUUCACACAUACAAUGUGUUCCUGCGCGGUUUUUCCACUUUACCUUAUCUUCAUCUCCUUUUCUUGGUAGUUUCGUUUCAUCUUACACGCUCUUGACUUCACAUUGGCGUUGAUCGAAGCUACCAGGAAACUGUGAUCAAGCGGUGUACCUAUUUUCGAGCUGUGCUCCUUUCCUUUUCCUCUUCCUCUUCUGCUCCUUCUUCAUUCCAUCAGCGAGCUGAGCGUGAAAUCAAACAAAAAGCUAGAUUCGAUGGCCACCCAAUUGAGAGCUUCUUCCUCAUUAUCUUCUGUUCCUUUUUCUACCCGUUCAUACACACACGAUGUGUUUCUGAGUUUCAGAGGCGAGGAUACACGCUACAAUUUUACAGGUCAUUUACACAGAAAUUUGGUUCAAAGGGGGAUCAACACUUUCAAAGAUGAUGAUGAUCUUCCAAGAGGAGAGGAAAUAUCAGAAGCACUUCUCCGAGCCAUUGAAGUAUCAAAGCUCUCUCUCAUUGUGUUCUCUGAAGACUAUGCAUCCUCAGAGUAUUGUUUGGAUGAACUAGUUCAUAUCCUUGAAUGUAGAAGAUCAAAGAACCAAAUGGUUCGGCCAAUCUUUUACAAAGUGGAUCCAUCGGACGUAGGACAGCAACGAGGUACAUUUGGUAAGGCACUUGCAGAGCAUGAGCGCAGAUUCGAAGAUGACAAGGUGUUAAGAUGGAGAGCAGCUCUUUUAGAAGCGGCUAAUUUGUCUGGGUGGCAUUUCUCGAGCGGGUAUGAAUCUAAAUUUAUUGAUAUAAUUGUUGAAGAGGUCUCUACACAACUAAAAGAUCGUACCAAUUUGGAUGUGGCAAAGUGUCCGGUUGGGAUAAACUCUCGCCUACAAGACAUGCUUGAAAUUUUAGAUGUUAGGGGAGGUGAUCAUAUACGUAUGGUAGGGAUAUGGGGAAGUGGUGGAAUAGGGAAGACAACAAUUGCUAAAGCUGUUUACAAUACAGUUGCCCAUGAGUUUGAUGGUAGCUGCUUUUUGGCAAAUGUUAGAGAAGGUUCAGAGCAAUAUGGAGGUUUAGUCAACCUACAAAACAUCAUUCUUUCAAAGAUUCCAGGGGGCAAAGAACUGAAAGUAAUCAAUGUUGAUGAAGGAAUUACUUUGUUGCGGGAGAGGUUGAGAUAUAAAAGGAUUCUUUUAGUUCUUGAUGAUGUGGAUCAAUCGGACCAGUUAGAGAAAUUAGCUGGGAGACCAGAUUGGUUUCACAGCGGUAGUAGAGUUAUCAUAACAACAAGAGAUAGGCAUUUGUUGAUUGCUCAUCGAGUGAGUCAAAUAUACAAGGCCCGGGGACUUAAUCGUCAUGAAGCUUGUGAGCUAUUCCUUGAAAAUGCCUUGAUGACUAAUAGAAAUAUGGAUGAUGAUGAAAGACUCGCAGUUAACACUACUGUUGAAUAUGCUCAAGGCCUUCCAUUAGCGCUGAAAGUUUUAGGUUCACAUCUGUGCAGUAAACCUAUACAUCGGUGGCAAGCUUUAUUAGAUGGUCAUAGAAGAAGUCCUCUUCAAGGCAUUCAAAAGAUUCUCAAAAUCAGUUACGAUGCACUGGAAGAACCAGAGAAAGAAAUUUUCCUUCACAUUGCAUGCUUCUUCAAAUAUAAAAAUAAGAACGAUGUGAUAUCAAUAUUAGAAGGUUGUGGUUACAGCAACCCUAUGUCUAGUAUUGAAGUUCUUGAAGAAAAGGCCCUCCUAAAUGUUGAACAUUCUUAUAUUUUCAUGCAUGAUUUGCUAGAAGAAAUGGGAAAAAAAAUAGUUCAUGAAGAGUCGCCUAAAGAGCCUGGUCGGCGCAGCAGAUUGUGGUAUCACAAUGAUGUUCUCCAAGUUCUAACAGAGAACACGGGAACAAGGACCAUUGAAGGCAUAAUGGUAAAGAUGCCAACCGCAGAUGUGAUACGCUUGAGUCCUAAAUGCUUCAAAAACAUGGGAAAUCUUAAAUUUUUUAUAAACGUCAACGGACGGUUUUGUGGAAGGAUUGAUUAUUUUCCGAAGCAGUUGCGGUUUCUUGAUUGGCCUAAUUGUCCGCUGAAAUUUUUGCCCUCCGAUUUUAAUAUGAAGAAUCUGGUUCAACUUAGUAUGCCUUGCAGCCGCAUCUCACGUUUUGGAAAAGAAUUCAAGAGCAUGAAAAAUCUGAAAUCUUUAAAUUUGAAGGAAUGUAAAUUCCUAGCACAAAGCCCAGACCUGUCUGGAAGCCCAAACUUAGAGUCGCUGGAUCUAAGCUGUACAAGUUUAAAGAAGAUUCACCCUUCGGUUGGAUCCCUCCAAAAGCUUAUUAGGCUGAAUCUUGCAGGAUGCUCAAACCUCGUGACGCUUCCUGAAAAAGUUAACUGGAGAUCCCUCCGUGAGAUUGAUCUUGACUGUUGUAGAAGGCUGAAGAGUUUUCCUGAAAUUAUGGGAGAGAUGAAAUACAUGACAUCCUUGCUUCUAAAGCACACUGGCAUCAAAGCAUUGCCUUCAUCCAUUCGAUAUCUAAUUAACCUUGAAUCGUUGGGUUUAUUUUAUUGUGAAAACCUCACAGAUCUACCUUGCAGCAUUUAUGAAUUGCAAAAUCUGAAGGUGGUUUGUUUGGACGGGUGCCGAAAACUAGUAACAUUCCCAAAUAAGGAGGACUCUGAAGUGCUUCCAACUUACUCAAAGGUUUCACAUGACAACCGUGACUCUUUAUCGAAAAGAAAGAGACGGAGUGAAGGUGAAUUCAAUUUAUCGAAAAGAAUGAGACGGAGUGAAGGCAGUUCAUUGGAGCCAGAGCCAGACACUGAAUUCAAUUCGGCGCUUCCUUGGCUACAUCAAUUCUUGGCGAUUGAUUCCAAUUUGUCUAAUUUUGAUUUCCUCGCGUCCCUUAAUUUAGAUAAACUUGAUUUAUCAGGAAGCCCCAUUGUUAUUCUUCCCGAAUGCAUCAACAAAGUUGUCAACUUGAGGCGUCUCUUUUUGAGUGGCUGCACGAGUCUCGUAGAAAUUCCAGAGCUUCCACCAAGGAUUGAAUGGUUGGUUGUGAGGGAUUGCGUAUCAUUGGAAAGAAUUUCGAAGUUGUCAAACAUUGUGGAGCGUAAAGAAUCACAAAUAAUGAUUGAGAUGAUGGACUUGACUAAUUGCUGGAGACUCUGUCAGAAUUUGGUUCAGAUGGCAAACAAGGAUGAUGAUGAUGAGGUGCACGCUGAUCUCUUCUCUCGACUCCUAUCUUCUCCGCAAUCCAAAUUCAGAAUUACAUUUCCAGUUCCAAGAAGCGAGGUUCCAAAGUGGUUCAGCUGUCAAAUGGAUUUCAAGGGGCAUUGUCGGUUUGAAUUUUGGAUUGAAACACUUGCAAAUUUCAGAUGGGACAACACAGGAUUGGCUCUCGCUGUUGCUGUUGAUCAAAAGGGGCAAUUAGACGCUUAUUUUGAGGUCUAUAUUCAGAUCAAUGAGGUCUAUAUUCUCGACUCAGAGCAUUCAACAAAGUCGGAUAAUGUGUGGCUGCACUAUGUUCCCUUCCUUGAAAUGUGGCCAGUUGGUUAUAUGCGUCCAUUGCCCCCUUUUACGUGUCGAGUCGUUAUUUAUCAAGAUUGGGACUCUGGCUCCUCCAUAAAAAGCUGUGGUGUCCACCUUGUAAUGCCACCCAAUGAAGACGUUUGUAUGAAGCUAAUCCGUGCAGAGAACCUCACCAGUGAACUUUCUGAUGAUGAACUUGAACUUUCUGAUGAUGAAGUUGAUCUUUCUGAUGAUGAAGUUGAUCUUUCUGAUGAUGAACUUGAACCUCAUCAGGACCUCUCGGAGGACUGACCGACUGCAAAGAAUUAUACACUGAUGCACAACUGGAAAACGGAAAGCUGUAAAUAUUACUAAUGCAGCAUAGCAUUGUCUAUGGACCAGUGUGACGAAUACAGGUAAAUAUAGUUUCCUCUGGUGGAACCAUUCACUGUUCCAAUGCCAGCUCAUCAGUUGAAAUUUUGCAUUUGCAUGUUCAUUGGCAGUCUUAUUCUAAGAUACUGAAAGGUUUAAAUAACAAGAAGCUGGGAUAUCAGAAGAAAGGUCUUCCAAAAGACGAAGCACCGCCUUGCCUGCACAAGCUUGACUUUACAAAGGGACCUCAUUGUGGUAUACAUAAAUCAAAUUUCCGACAGUGGCUUAUUGCAAUGGAGGUAAUAGUGUAUCUCUGAGUUUCAGAUAUAUGCAUAUCAUGCAAGACACUUGAAUGAAGAAGCUCUGUCGGUGAGUGUGAAAGUGGUGGUAAGAAGGUACCACCAUUUUCAUUUAAGGAGGUUCAGCAAUCAGAAACCGCGGUCUCAAUCUUGUAAGUCAAGUCCCCAACCAAAUUGCCUCCAAUGGAGGUCUGUAACAGCCAUGCCAUUACAUAUAUUCCCAGUUUAUGUCACUCUCAAGUGCUAAUGCAGUUGAGUUCAUCUCAACCAUGCUGCAGUUUCAAUAGCUUUUGUUCAAGAGAACAAAAUCCCUGCUCAACUAUCAGCUUCACCAAUGUUUCUAGCACUCAAAGGCAGAAGAACUGGGGGUUAUCUUGCUCUUCGUGGGAGGAAUUCUUUCAGUUGAGAAAUUCAGAUUGUGAAGUACCUCCAAAACAUAGGACUGCUGUUGCACAAUAAUGUAUACACAUGGAACAACUGGAGAACCAAAAGGCAUAAUUGUUACUAAUGCAGCAUUAAAGUCAGAGUGUACUCAAAGUCCUGACUUGAAACGCUCCCUGCAAGAGUAUCAUUUGGCAUUGGUAUCCUAGUCAACAAUUUUCAGUGUCAAAUUUUUCUGGGUAUUUCUAAAAUCAAAAGUAAUGAGAAUACCCCUUUUGACGGCAUA